UUGUAUGCACAUGUACGUAUUGCUUUAUUUGCUCAUUGCAUUAUAGUUCUGAAAUUGGGCGAAUUGCUCCUUCGAUAAAUACAUGCUAGUGCAUACUAUUGGUAGAGAGCUGUGUGUUGUUUGGUCGCGCUCCUGGUGGAGUUAUUUGGCAUGGAACAGUUAGUCUCGCUGUUGAAAAAGGUGAAUUGAGGACAUUCAUCGCAAUGGCAGGCUUUGCUUGCUGUCCAGUAGGCACCAUCACUAAUAAGUGUAACUUGGCUUCUCCUUUCGAUCGGCAUACCAACUGUCAAGCUAGCAAACAAACUGAAACUAAAGUGCUGCCUUGCAGUGAACAUGUUCAUGCUCGUGCCAGACCACCACCAGCUCCUGCAGAAGUACCGGUUUCACCUUUAGGCCCUUCACUUCAUUCGAAUAGCAGCUCCACUGUUAACCAUUCUGGACUUAGCUCAGCGGACGCACAGUCGUUACGUCAUGCUCGGCCGUGGCCAGCACACACUAAUGGAGAGGGUCAGUGCAAGCUAGAAGAAGAGGAGGACGGUGAUAGUGCAGAUUGCUACGACGGCAUACAUAUCCUAGAACAUGCCGCUCAGUGCAUGGCCGCGUUGCCUCGGAUACCAUCCAUGGCUCUAUUUCAAGUUGAAACGCCUGGGGAUGCCAAGCCACUGGCAUCAGCGCUAUCACCCAAUAUGCAGUGUAUGGCAGUGGGCUGUUCGGACUCUUCGAUACGCGUUCAGCGUGUGACGCUGCCGCCCGAUUUGCAGCAGGGUGAAGGUGCCAGUGGCACGUGUGAUGCGCCGUUACCGCCAUCGGCCGGUGAUUGGCAAGGCACGGCGGCGGACUGUAUUUCGCGAUUGCGUGGCCACUCCGGCCCCGUCUCGGGACUGUGCUUCUGCCCGGAUGACGAGCUACUGGCAACGUGCUCACACGAUGGUACUGUGCGUCUCUGGGAUUUGGCGAGUGGAGCGCUCAAGUCCACGUCGCCCUCCAUGAAUAGUCCCGUGUGGGACGUAACAUGUCCGGAUCAGGUCAACGCGCCCGCCGUGCUGCUCACCGCCUCGGCCAAUAGCACUGCCCAGCUGUGGCAGAUCAGCGAAGGCUCCACGGAGCUGCGGCAGAUUCGGCUAUACGCCGGGCAUUCGGCCGACGUCAACCGUGCUAGGUUCCACCCAUCGCUGACCUACGUGGCGACUGGCUCGGCGGACGGCAUGGUCAUGCUGCACGACACGCGCGGCAAGGCGUCGCGGACACUCCUGCCAGCGCCGCGCGCGUCAGUGGACUGCUUGGCGUUCUCGCCGUGCGGUUGCUAUCUAGCGUCGGCCGGCGAUCGUGAGCAUGUGCUGAGCGUGUUUGAGGUCGGCUCCGGUCAGCUGGUGGUGUCGGUGGCACAUGCACAUCGCGGCAGACUAUGGUCACUGUUGUUCUGCGACGAUGGCAAGUACUUGCUGUCGACGGGCGCCGACAAUGACGUUCGCCUGUGGGACUUCCCCCUGCUGCUCAACUCUACCCCGGACUCAGCACCACUGGCAAGCGUGCAACGGUCCGUGCUUACUGCACGAGCAACACCACCACCCGCAGUCGCACCACCUGCGCAGCCUCGGCUAGUGGGCGACGCGGCGACCGGGGGCAUUUGGCGACAGUACCGCGCAAACGUGGCGGACUUUCGCCCGCGCCUCUCCGACGUCCACUGCCCGGACGGCGUGCGACUCUUAGGUGCUACGUUUUGGCGCACGGACACGAUAGCAGUACAUGGUGUAUCCAUAGGGACUAGCUAGAACUUUGGACAGCUCAGCAACUGAACUCUUUCCCGCUGGGCUUAAUUAUUUUAGAAAUAUAGGUGCUCGGUGUCUAUCAGAGAUAUUUUUUUUAUUCAUCCGUUUUUAUAUUCUUAAAAAGGACGAGAGUCGAAACACCCUCUCAUACGCAACCUUCUGGCUGUGCCAGUGUCUCUCCCCACUGCCCUUUACACGAGCAGUGAUGGCUUUAAGUUAUAGUAAAAUUAGACCGUAUCAUUAUCAUCAUCAUCAAUCAUCAACCACGAACCAUCAACCACCACAAGUCUUCGGUGUUGUGGUACCGGCCCGCUUCGGUCUCUUCUUCCUCUUCUUCUUCGGUCUGUCUCUCUGUGCUCUGCCUUCUGGUGAUGUUAUCUUUACUCUACUGGAAAUGGAAGACCCUGUAAUACAUCAUUCUUCUCCUCUG
Sycon ciliatum is the source of this 2199-nucleotide messenger RNA. RefSeq names its product transcription initiation factor TFIID subunit 5-like. Lineage: Eukaryota; Metazoa; Porifera; Calcarea; Leucosolenida; Sycettidae. The coding region runs from base 204 to 1772 and encodes 522 amino acids. Gene Ontology annotation, cellular component: transcription factor TFIID complex. The transcript has a single exon. Gene Ontology annotation, molecular function: RNA polymerase II general transcription initiation factor activity; protein binding. The record is from RefSeq and is a predicted model, not a curated record. Gene Ontology annotation, biological process: transcription initiation at RNA polymerase II promoter.